This is a messenger RNA of Carassius gibelio (silver crucian carp), 872 nucleotides long. Its product is annotated as glucokinase regulatory protein-like. Gene Ontology annotation, biological process: glucose homeostasis; response to fructose; negative regulation of glucokinase activity. Gene Ontology annotation, cellular component: cytosol; mitochondrion; nucleoplasm. The coding region runs from base 75 to 356 and encodes 93 amino acids. The record is from RefSeq and is a predicted model, not a curated record. Gene Ontology annotation, molecular function: enzyme binding; carbohydrate binding; enzyme inhibitor activity. NCBI's taxonomy places the organism in Eukaryota, Metazoa, Chordata, Actinopteri, Cypriniformes, Cyprinidae. The transcript is spliced from 5 exons.
GUCAGAGUUCAUUGCAUGCAUGUUUACUAAUCAGAGUAUGCACUGAAACACUGGAGUCAGAUGAGCAUGAUCACAUGAAGACAUCCUUUAAUAAGAUGUUGAAUGCCCCAAAACAGAAGCUGAUCAGUACAUACAUCAUAGCUGGAAGUGACAGGGCCCUGCUGACCUCACAGGAGGCUCCAGAGGACGAGCCAGCGCUGGGACUUCGCCCGCUGUACAAGGCUCCAUUUGUUGCUGGGAAACUUGAUUUUUGUCUGAAGCACUUAGACGUCUUUCCUCUAGUGCUUCUGGGAUUCAUUCCUGUCCAUAUGGCAAGGAGUGUUCAUUUCACUUUAAAUAUGUUGCAGAGAGGAUGACUGCAGAGCGGAGGCAUAAGAAAGCUCUCCUCCUGAAUCCUGUUUUUGGAAGUAUGAGACACUGCAUUGACAUAAACACAUCUGUGCACGUGCAACACACCACCAACUGCUCUGAACACCUUGGCAACCACCCUAGCAACCACUGGCAGGCACCCAGGUCACUCUAUGAUAAUGGUUGCACAGGCAUUCUAUAGAAAACAUUGAAAAAAAAUAUCAUAAGAAGCUCUGGUCAUCAGCAGAUCAUCCCGAAUGAAAGGAGGCAGUGCAACUGAAAUCAUUCUGGAAACUAUUCUUCGGGCAGGACAUGAAGCUGCAUUUAGAGGAAAGAAAACAACACCUGAUUAAGUUUUAAUUCCACUUGUUUUUUUGUUUUUUUUUCUAAUCUAAUCUGAGGUUUAACUGGUUUAAUUGGUUGUAGAGUACCAACUAUAAAAUGUGCAUAUUACAUACAUUUCACAUACACACAUUUCUGUAGUGUUUUGUAACUGAAUACUAAACCUACCUGAAAAACUGAAA